This is a messenger RNA of Sebastes umbrosus (honeycomb rockfish), 3876 nucleotides long. It is a transcript of the gene rnf10, whose product is annotated as ring finger protein 10. Gene Ontology annotation, molecular function: metal ion binding; transcription cis-regulatory region binding. Gene Ontology annotation, biological process: positive regulation of myelination; positive regulation of transcription by RNA polymerase II. The record is from RefSeq and is a predicted model, not a curated record. The transcript has 17 exons. The coding region runs from base 405 to 2786 and encodes 793 amino acids. Lineage: Eukaryota; Metazoa; Chordata; Actinopteri; Perciformes; Sebastidae.
AAGAAACAUCCGGGUCUCCCACGUUCCUGUUUGGCGACCCGUCGCCAUUCGUGUAAGCUCGUCGUAACGGAUUCAUUUUUUGGUCAAAAUCUCUAAAUUGUCACGUUUUCCAGCUUUUGGAAAACAUUUGACGCCUUGUUAAGGGCUUGUUUAUCUUCCUUAACGAGUAAAAAGACUUAAAUUCAGGGGUCUUGGCCCCGAGUGGCGAGGUUUUCGUCCUCUCUUCCGAACAGCCCACAUUAACUUGAGACGCCGGAAUCGUGUCUCUUUAUUUUUCUUGUUGUUGUUUUACUGUGAAGAUGUCGCCGUGAUGGGUGCUCCGCGUUUGACAGAAAUGAACCAGGGCCUUCGUCGCCUGACCCGCACUCACUGCAGCCUGCUGUCCUCAGUCGUUUCUCUGUUUGAUGCUCGGGAGCUCGGUGGCUCUCUACUACCCGGAGCUCCUCGGCCCAUCAUCUCCUCACUGCUCGGAGACAAACAUGGAGAAAAACCCCAACAACAACAGCACCAACACCAAGGUUCCGCCUCGUUCCAGCUCCGCAGGCCCACCGCCGGGCGACUCUAAACCCAAAACAGAAAGUAAAAAUAAUGGAGGCUCCAAGCGCUACAGCCGCAAGCGUGAGCCCGCCUUUCCUAAAACCGACAGUUUCCAAGGCCCUCGCCACACCAAUUCACAGAAAAGCAAGAAUUUUGACAAGAGACCCCUUCAGAGAGGUGGAGGACGACAGUAUGGAGUUACAGGCGGAGGACGACGUGAGGAGGUAGCAGAGACACGCCGGGCCGAGUUUAGCCCGGCUCAGUUUGCUGGACCGAAAAAAGUCAGCCUCAACCACCUGCUGAACUUCACCUUUGAACCCCGUGGAGGUAAUGGUGUCUUCGGAGAUGGAGGCCCCUCCGGUUGGGGCCGCCGAAACAAAUGGGGCCACAAGCACAAGCCCUUCAACAAGGAGCUUUAUCUGCAGGCCAAUUGCCAGUUUGUGGUGACUGAUGACCAGGACUACAAGGCUCACUUCACUGAUCCAGACACUCUGGUCAACUGGGACUGUGUGCAGCAAGUGCGCAUCUACAGUCACGAGGUGCCGUCUUGCCCCAUCUGCCUCUACCCUCCUUUGUCAGCCCGCAUCACCAAGUGUGGACACAUCUUUUGCUGGCCGUGCAUGCUGCACUACCUGUCUCUUGGUGACAAGAGCUGGUCCAAGUGCCCCAUCUGCUAUGAGGCAGUUCACAUUGCUGACCUGAAGAGUGUGGUUGCUAUGGAGACCAGGCAGUAUGUGGCUGGUGAUGAAAUCACCAUGCGCCUGAUGCGGAGGGAAAAGGGGGCUCUGGUGGCCAUGCCUAGCUCUCAGUGGGUGAAGGUGGAGGAGCCUGUUCGCUUUGGAGAUGCGUGUCUUAGCCCGUACUCCAAGCUGUUGCUGACCUCACCGACGCAGGUUCUGAGCCUGGUAGCAGAGGAGAAGGCAGUCCUGCAGGCUCAGCUCAGCCAGGAAGGGGACGCCCAAGGCUGCUUCAUCCAGAGCGCCCUUUGUCUUUUGCAGGAGCGAGAGGAAAUUCUGCUGAAGCAGCAGAAGGCAAAUGUAGUAGACAGCCUUGACCUGUCCUCUCUCACUCUGGAAGAACCUUGUUUUCCUGAGGAGGAAGUGGUUACUCACUACAGCAUCACCAAGCCUGUGCUGCAGUACUCUUCUGCAUUUGAUGACGAGGUGGCGGAGGUCCCAGAGGACGCCGCUGCAGAGCUGCCAAGCUUGCCUGAAAGUAUUUUGGAGAGUGUGCUGGAGGAGCCUCCAGAGGCUGUGAUGGAUGCAGCCCCAGAGCCCCAGCCAAAUGAGGCGAGCCCUGCCUGCCAUGCAGACUCAGGCCGCCCUUCAACCAGCGUGGUGCACGGACCAUACUACUAUUUCUACCAAGCUGAUGACUGCCAGCAGAUGUUCCUGCAUCCUGUGAAUGUACGCUGUCUGCUGCGUGAAUACGGCAGCUUGGAGGCCAGUCCUGACUCCAUCACUGCCACGGUGGUGGAGAUCGUGGGACACACAGUCACUGAGGAGAUCCGUCGUCGGCAUCGCUAUCUGGCACAUCUGCCGCUCACAUGCGAGUUCAGCAUCUGCGAGUUAGCCCUGCAGCCGCCAAUCCUGUCCAAAGAAACUCUGGACACAUUUGCAGACGACUUGGAGAAGAGGCAGCGCCUGAGGCAGAAGAAAGCGAGGGAUGAGAAGCGCAGAGAGAAGCGAAUUGAAAUCGAGGAGAACAAGAAGCAGGGUAAAUAUCCUGAGGUCCAUAUUGGAUUGGAGAACCUUCAGCAUUUCCCAGCAUUCGGGUCUCCUCCUCACAACAGCAGCCCCCCAAUGCAGCCUGACUUCACAUUUGCCCCCCCUUCACCCCUCAGCAGCAGUCCUUCCUCUGAUGGGAUGAGAUUCCCAAGUCUGAAUGGGCAAAGCUCUUCUCCCAUUGUGGGUAGCCUGGAGGAUGACUCCCACUGUAUGUCCUUUGCACAGAUGCUAAGAGAUGGGAAAGCCAGAGGUGAUGCUGGGCCCAGGAUCACUCCAAAGAAAGAUACACUGCUAGCUCCCCCAGCAGCGGACAGCGACGGAGAGAGCGACGGGUCGGACCGCGUCCCUGUACCCAGCUUCCAGAACUCCUUCAGCCAGGCUUUUGAGAAGGCACUUCUGCAGCUGGACAGUGGCCCAGCUCCUCCUCCACAACCUGUGGUUGACCCAGAUGAGAAAGGUGGAAAGAAGAAGAAGAAAAAGCAGAAACUUCUGUUCAGCACAUCCAUGGUUCACACAAAGUAGACAACACUGAAGUUCCUUUAAUCAUAUCAUUUCUUGAGUUGAUCUUCCCAUUGCUUGUGUGUUUACUUCCAUGCAGAUCUUUCUUGGAGCUAUAAGCUAAUGAAAAAAAGGUUUUAGUGUGUAGCCAAAGUUCAUACUGCUUGUAGUCAUUGUUCUUAGGGCUCGAUCCGUUGUUUGGGCGGCACGCCAUCAGUUUAAUUUACCUUAACUUUUCGUUGCACAAUUUAGGUCAAAGCUUUGCAGCACCCUCCUGUCGCACUGCAAGCCUUAUGGGUAACAUGUUGAGAUAAGUAAAAGCAGGAUACGUAAAUCAAGGGAUAUGACAAGCUCUCGUUAGGUAUGCUUUAGGCUUUUCAUGGCUCUCAUCACAGUGGUUGCUGUACGAUGUCCAACUUUCCUGAAGUUGACCAUGAGCAUCUAGGAUCCAUGAGUAAUAUUGAUAGGAGAAUUCUGGGUGCGUUAUAUUAGAGUAGCAGUCAGCCAGCUGCAGGCACGUUGCACCUUUAAAUCUUUCCAAGAUACUCAGUGCUCAGACAUCAAUGUGGAACUUCAACUUAGAAUAGAAACAAAUGCAUUUCAGUGUUUAUCACAGGUAAUAAUUCGGGCUAUUACUUCCUCAGCCUUCAAGAGGAUACAUUUCGGGAUUGAGAUCAAUGCGCUGGUAUUUUUGUAACAACAACAUGAAUACAAAAUUCUCCAAUACCAUUGUGAGGAAGUGAAAACACAGUAUUGUAUUAAAAGAGAUUAGAUCUGUCGGUUCAACAGAACUCCAGUGUACAAGUAUAUCCUGCGUGAUUAAACCAAAAGUACGGGCUUUCUUCUCAUUCUGUUCCUCCUCUGUGUCAUCUUCUGUUGUAGAAGGUUCCCUAACUUUUAACAUUACUCCCCCAUAAAUUUCAGUGUUAAAAAUGUGUGAAGUUAGACAGUUGCUGAGAUUUAAAGAAUGUGUUUGAAACCUGAAAAAAAAAAAAGUGGAUUGGGAAUUUGUUUGGUUUGAGGGUUCUUUAAUUCACCUUUAAUUUUGAGCAAGUUUAAAGGCUAGUGAACGUAACUAGUCUGUUGAAAUGAAUAAAAAAGUAUGCACAAUCAA